AUGGCUUCUGCACUCACCCACCUUCCCUUACUCAUCGUCCUGGCCCCCAGCUUGCUGCUUUGCACCUUCCAGUUAUGUUCAGCAUCUCGACCUUUGACGGGCCUGAACGAGGAGGCAUCAAUGAAACAGCUCACAUCUCAUUCACCAUCACAGUUGAAGCCAAUUUUAGCUGCACCAUUGCUUGAGGACCCUUCCAACCUCAUGUCUCCAACAUUUCCCUCGUUUCAAGCUCCAAUUCCGCCUUCAAGCCCUUUCACCAACUUCACUCCAAUUUUCCCAAUUCCAAGCAUGCGAACCAUCCCACCAUUUCCUUUCAUACCAACACUGCCCACAAUCCCAUCCUUCCCUUCAAUUCCUUCUGUUCCUCUCCCGGGUUUGAAGGAUUAA
Vitis riparia (riverbank grape) is the source of this 387-nucleotide messenger RNA. Its product is annotated as RNA-binding protein 12-like. Lineage: Eukaryota; Viridiplantae; Streptophyta; Magnoliopsida; Vitales; Vitaceae. The coding region runs from base 1 to 387 and encodes 128 amino acids. The transcript has a single exon. The record is from RefSeq and is a predicted model, not a curated record.